Molecule: messenger RNA, 652 nt
Organism: Mesitornis unicolor (brown roatelo)
Lineage: Eukaryota; Metazoa; Chordata; Aves; Mesitornithiformes; Mesitornithidae
Gene: METTL21A
Product: methyltransferase like 21A
Exons: 2
Coding region: 22-246 (74 amino acids)
Biological process (GO): peptidyl-lysine methylation
Cellular component (GO): cytoplasm; cytosol
Molecular function (GO): protein-lysine N-methyltransferase activity
Source: RefSeq, a predicted model, not a curated record
GUCCUGUGUGCUUAUCUGGAGAUGGAAGGCAUUGAUCUCAGGGAUAGGUCUGUGAUUGAGCUGGGAGCUGGAACUGGAUUGCUGGGAAUAGUGGCCACUUUAUUAGAGCAUUGUAUUCCAAAUGCUGUAUUUAUGGACAUCAACUGCAUGUCUGAGACGUAUACUCCUGUACUGCUUAGGUGCUCAUGUUACCAUCACGGACAGGGCAGCAGCACUGGAGUUCCUGGAGUCAAAUGUAGAGGCUAACUUACCUUCUGAACUACGUCCAAGAGCUGUGGUGAAGGAACUGACUUGGGGAAAAGACCUGGGUAACUUCCCUCCGGGAGCAUUUGACUUCAUCCUGGGUGCAGACAUCAUUUAUCUGGAAGAAACUUUUGCAGAACUGCUUCAGACGCUGGAGCACCUGUGCUCAGAGCAAACUGUGAUUCUUCUUUCCUGUCGUAUCCGCUAUGAACGGGAUAACAAAUUCUUGAAGAUGCUGAGAGGCCGUUUCUCUGUAUAUGAGGUCCACUAUGAUUCCAGUAAGGAUGUUCAUAUCUACAAAGCACAGAGGGGUUGUCACAAGGAUGACUUUUGACACUAUGCUUUGUUAGUAAACCACUGAUGCUGUUCAAUCCUCCCUUUGUUUCUGUUCAAUACACUUGUACCUUAG